GUCGAGACGAUCUGCUCGCGCAAAGCACCCUUCGCUCGAGGUUGCCUCUUAGGUUGCCUCUUUCCUCUAUCAGUAAGAUCUGGUGCGCGAACCGCUAUUGUUACCACAGCCCGCCGUGUUGCGCACCCGGCGAUGACGUUGUCCGAGGGAAUACGUGGUCUAAUUGCUCACCUGGGCCCGUGGCAACACGGCGGAGUGGUUCUCAGGAUCCAACGCGACUGGCCCUGGACUUUUUCUACUAAAUUGAAGAACGACAACAUGCCGAGUCUCAUUCAACUACAUGUGUCUGGAGCACCCCGAGCACCCCGGCGUCUGAUGUCCUGUUGCACCCUACGGCCCCCAAAUGACGCUUGUCCCCAUCCUGGGUGCGGCUUGGUUGGGCAUCCACGCUUGUAAGCUCUGAUAUUUGAAGUGGCCUGACGCCCGUGGGGAGAGUGACGCCGUGGACCGUCCCCACAGAACUCUUCCAUUCGAGAAUGACCUUGUCCACAAAGCCACAGAUACGCAACGAAGAUGAAUUCACACAACCAGGCCUACCUCCCCAGAUCUCCGCGUGGCCGUCACGAUCAUAGCUUCGUGGAUGACGCCCUCUCAAGCUAUGCUACCAACGCCAACGCGGUUUCUCCUACAGCCCAACGCACCGAUCCUUAUAAUCAGGGGUACACCACCAACAACCUUGUGUCAACGCCAAGUUAUUCCUGGCCGGUUGGCACGAGUACCAGCUUCGACCGCCCUCAACAGAACCCAAGGACCCCGGCCACAUCACACGCGUCGAAAUCACGGAAAGAAACCCACUGGAUCACGGAGUCUCUGUCGUCCAGCUUCACGGAGCACACCAGACGGGAAGCUCCCGCGGCGCACUGCUGCAUGGUCUGCAACAUCUCCUUCCAGAGCAACUCCGAACUUGAGAGCCACGCAAAGGCCACUCGACACUCAGCCUUUACGUGCUCAUGCGACACUUCAUUUGGUCGUUACUCCUCCCUAGCAAGGCACAUCAACUCAAAUACUGGAACCGGGUUCCACUGCGGGCUGUGCGAGGACCGGACCUUGCCCCGUGUUGACAAGUUGUAUGACCACCUGCGAGACGGCCACAAGGUCAGCCAGAAGGUCCUAGAUCACCACAGAAAUAAGGCGUUAGGCCGCACCAAGAUGAAGGCGCGGCCAAUCAAGCCGGCCUCAUCGCCGGUUGUCACUCCACAGGUGACCUACGUUGGAGGCUUCGAUUCUGCGUGGGCCCCUUCAGGCCAGGUCAAUGGGAUGGCUGGGCGCCAUACAAUGAACAUGACACCACCCAAUGGUGUCGAUCCUACACAUUUCAUGAAUUACCCGAACUCUCUCCCUCCUUUCCCAUAAUUGCGGGCACGCUGGUCCCGACGACUCUUUCUCUGCCAGACUCAUUUCUGGAUUUGGGUUUUCUGUCCACUCCUUUCAUUAAUCGGUUGCCAGGGUUCUCUAUAUGUUUCUUGAAGCUAUCUCUUGGACUUUGCCGGCGGUCGUGUCUGUCGCAAAAAUUCUGUUUGUUUCUUCGUUCCCAGCACAGGACCCACCGGUGUCACCUGAGCCUUCAUCCUCGAUGCGGCAUAUGCUCAGUGCUCCAAUUUCGGCUCAGUUGGCACGUGGGGCAGACAGCAGUGAUGGCAAAAUUAUUAUAGUCUUCCGUGUCUCAGUGGAUGGGCUACAUAAUAUCCGUUUCUCCUUCAAUCGUACGACAAAUUAUCGUCGCCGCUGAC
Messenger RNA from Diaporthe batatas, 1730 nucleotides. RefSeq lists its product as uncharacterized. The transcript is spliced from 3 exons. Bases 514 to 1353 code for a protein of 279 amino acids. The record is from RefSeq and is a predicted model, not a curated record. NCBI's taxonomy places the organism in Eukaryota, Fungi, Ascomycota, Sordariomycetes, Diaporthales, Diaporthaceae.